Messenger RNA from Onthophagus taurus, 2945 nucleotides. It is a transcript of the gene ear, whose product is annotated as ENL/AF9-related super elongation complex transcription factor. NCBI's taxonomy places the organism in Eukaryota, Metazoa, Arthropoda, Insecta, Coleoptera, Scarabaeidae. Gene Ontology annotation, molecular function: chromatin binding. Gene Ontology annotation, cellular component: transcription elongation factor complex. The record is from RefSeq and is a predicted model, not a curated record. Gene Ontology annotation, biological process: positive regulation of DNA-templated transcription.
AUACAUAAAAAAAAAACUGUCAAACUUGUUACCGACUGAGCUAUGUCUCCUAGUGUGUCUGUUUAUAAUUUUUAGCGAUUAAAAAAAUUAAUAACCUCAUCAAAAGUGGCCCCAUCGAAUUGAAAAUUUGGUUGUAAUCAUCAUUGUAAAUCAAACGAGAACUCGUUAGAUACCAAUACGAUCGUAUAGAACAUCCGCAUACCCAGAAAAUGAUCCCUACGGCUUUAAUUACGGACGCACGGUUGUUGCACCAGUAAUGUUUAAGUCAUGUCCGUGCGAGUAAGCUUCGAAAUAGGCCACGAGGCUUCCAUACGCACAAAAAAGACAGUCGAAGGGUUUACACACGACUGGGAAGUUUAUGUACGAGGCUGUGACGGGACUCAGCUUCCCUACUUUGUUGAGAAAGUCGUUUUUCAUUUACACGAAACAUUUCCCAAUCCAAAAAGAGUUAUUAAACAACCACCUUAUGUGGUUAAAGAAAGUGGAUAUGCUGGAUUUGUUUUGCCUAUUGAAAUUUAUAUCAAACAUGAUCAAAAAAGGGUUAAGUUUCAGUACGAUUUGACUUUACAAACUUCUGGACCAGCUGUACGUAACUUACAAAAAGAAAUUUAUGUGUUUAGAAAUCCUGUGGAUGAAUUAAAAAGUUGUUUGAUUAAAGGGGGAGGAGUGGUAGUUAAUUCAAACAGCACUUAUGACUCGUUAGACUCGAGAAAUUCAUUAGAAUCAAAAAAUGAGUUAGUGAAUAAGCCAAAAUUAAGCGGCGCAGAUAUGGCAAUGAAAAAGCAUCGAAAUCGAAUGGAUAUGGAUCAAAGAUCUUCGAAUAGUUUUCAAGAUCUCUUUGGGACGCCAAUCACAAAAACAAAUAAAGUUUUUUCAGAUCCAAAAAGCACAAUUUCAAAAGAUUCGUCGAUGAAUAAAACUGUAUCGAGUAUGAACUCAUCAAAUAGUAAACUGGAGAAAGACAGCAGGGAUAAAAAUAAAGAUAAAAGUAAACUUAGUCCUAAUAAAGAUAGAGAAAAAGAUCGUGAGAAAGAUGUUGAUAAACGAAAAUCUGAUAAAAUGGAUUCUGAUAGACGAAAAGAACGAGAAGAGAAAAAAAAUAAAGAUAAAAAUAGAGAUAGGGCUCACAGUAAAGAGAAAUUGAAGAGGUCUCCGAGACCAUCAAGUCCGAAAAGGCCACCGAGUCCUCCAGCACCAAUUAGAUAUAAAGAAAAAGAGGAGAAAAGAGAAUCAGGAAAAGAAAGAGAGAGAAAAGACAAGUCUGAUGAGAAAAAUGAUAAGAGAGGAAAGAAAGAGAAAAGAGAUAAAGAACAUAAAGAAAAUAGAAGUCGGGAAAGGGAUGGUUCGCAAAAGCCACAAAUGGAUCAUUCACACAAAAGUAAAGAAAAAAAUAGGGAAAGUCCUGGAAAUGGUAGCAAAAAACUGGAAAGAAAAGAAAAAAAGGAUAAAGAUAAAGAAGAAAAAGAACAAAAAGAAAAAUCUAAAUCAAUAACGCCAGAUAGAAUAAUCGAGAAAAAACUAGAAAAAGAAAAACAUAAACACAAAAAGAAAGAUAAAGAAAAAAAAGAUAAAGAUAGAGACAAAAAAAGAGAAAGAUCAAAAGAAAAGGAAAAACCUGUGAUAAGAAAAGAAGAACAACAACCGCCCAAAAUUGAAUUAAAAGAUGAAAUCAAAGAAAGUUUAUUCGCAUCAGCAAAGAAUAUCGAUGAAAAUCAAAAGAAACAAAAAACAUCUUCUCAUUCAUUAUUUUCAGAAGAACAUUCGAACAGUUCUUUAAGUAGUAAAGAAGAUUCGUUUACAGAGUCCCAAAGGGAAGUGUCACUUUUCGAACCGACGUCGAAAAAAACUAAAUUAGAGAUCGGCGAGAAAUCGUCGAAAAAGGAAAAAUCGAAGAAAAGUAAAGAUAAGAAAGCCGAUAAAGAAGAAAAAAGGAGGAAACGGAAAUUAGAUCGUGAACAACCGGCGGAAGAGCCGCCGGAAAAAGAAUUAAAACCCGAAGAUUCUCGUCCGGAACCUUCGGAUUCCGAACAAAGCCCGUCGCGACCUCAAAGCGAUCUUGAUAAAGAAAAUCAAGAAAAUCCCGAGGAAUAUAUGGAGGUUUUAAAAGAUUUACAAACAAAAAUUGUUAAUUUAAGGGAUAAUAGUGAACUUCAAAGGGUUGUGCAAUUGAUUGCGCAAACUGGAAGAUAUGAAGUGUCUCAAAAUACGUUUGAUUUUGAUCUGUGCCUGUUGGAAAAAUCCACCGUUAAGCAGUUACAGGAGUUUUUUGCUAGUUCUUAACGCUGAAAUUUUGCCAUAAAUGCAGUGUUAACAACGAAAAGCAGCUGGAUCAUUUUUUUAAGUUAUUUAUUCUUGUACAUAGUUUAUUUAUGUACCAAUAGGCUAAUAGUGUGUAAAUACGCAUAGAAGUACAUAAUAUUUAUUAGAUAUAUAUAUAUAUUUUUAUUACUGUUUUUCGGAAUCGUGUGUGCGUUGGGCCCCAUUUUCCGAUCGUUAUUGUUACCCUCCGAAUGAUCACGAUUUAACAAGAGAAUUAGGAAUAUAGCACAUUUAAAAAGAAAAAUUUUUUAACGCGGAAGAUCGGAUCGAAAGAACAGUUUUGUUCCUUUUUUCUUGAAUGUGUGUUUUGAUUUAACAAUUUUUUUAUUAGAGAUCUUGACAAAUGUAAUUAUUAAUUUUAUUUAUUAAUUUUUCGCCUUUUUAUUUAGUUAAUUUUGUGAUAGUAUUCGUACUAAUUAAUUAACUUCUCCGUCUGUUCGAAGAUGAUUAUUGACAAGAAAAGAAUUUUUGAUAAUCGCCUUGAUUUUUAAUUCUAAAUAAAAUUAGUUAUUAAGGCAGCGAAAUAUUUCGAAUAUUAAUAUGACAACUUUGAAAUAAUGCACAGAGACUGGAUUGAUUUGUAUAAAUGUUAUAAUUGUUAUAUAAAUUAUCGAGUUGAAAUCAAA